AGCUAUGGCAGCAGCCGGCUUUUACACGCGCAAGCUGUGGAAUUGCGCCCGCCCGCUCGGGCAGGCUCGUCAAUUUGACAUACUGAACCAGCCGAAGAGGCCGAACGCAGCGAUGCUAGAACCCACAGACCACACAAGACCCCAGAGACCCCACACAGUCUACGCCGCCCUCCUGCUCAUCCAGCUCAAUUUCGCCAUCGGCGCGGUCGCAGCCGCCUUAGCGCUGCCCAAGACGGAACCGCUGACUUUCGCACUGAUCCGCGAAGUCUGCGCCGCAUGUCUACUGACGGCCUACGCUUUGAAACAAGGCGAGCCGGCCGCCCCACCCCGCGGCAGCCGCGCAUUGAUGGCGCGCCUCGGCGCCUGCGCGUGCGCGACGCAGGUGCUGGCGAUUGUAGGACUCAAACUCUCGGCGGACCCGACGGCGUUCGCGCUCUGGCAGCCCGCGCAGCCCGUGGUCGUCGCCGGCGUGUCAAUACUGCUGCGCUGGGACCGGCCCGACGCGGGCCGCGUCGUUGGUGUGGUGCUGGCCGCUCUCGGAUGCUACACGGCGGCAAAAACGCGCGGUGGCGCCGGUCUCGCCGCGCAUGGCUGCUUUGCGUUGGCGGCUGCGGCCGGCGCGUCCUACCAGCUCGUCUCGAAGCCGGCGACGCGGCGCCACGCCCCCGUCGCCGUCGCAGCGUGGGCCUACAGCUACGCGGCCGUGGGAACGGCGUUGUCCGCGGCCGCGCUGUGGGCCUGCGGCAUCUCGCUCUGUCCCGAGUGCUCGUCGUUCUACUCCGUGCCUCUGGAAGCGUGGCCCGCCCUCGCGUGGUGGAUCAUCUGCUCGACGUGCGUGAAUUACGCCCUCAUGAUGUGGUGCGUGAAGCGGAGUAGCCCGACGCUCGUCUCGGCGGCGUCGGCGCUCCAGCCGCCGCUUGCGGCCGUUUGCGCCUUGAUUGCCAUCGCACUCAGCGGCGGCGCCGCGGCGUGUGGCGCUGGAGAGGGUCGCUGCGUCGCCGCGCCGACGGUUCGCGACGGCGUCGCGGCGUGCCUGAUUGUGUGCGGCGUGCUGGCCGUCGCGCGGUCCGAGAAGAGCGCGGCGGCGACGGCGUCUCCUCCGGCGGAGUACGUCCGCGUGCCUGUGGAGGGUGUUGCGUGACGCGCCGCGGUGGCGUUCUUGUUGUAAGUAAU
Molecule: messenger RNA, 1173 nt
Organism: Pelagomonas calceolata
Lineage: Eukaryota; Pelagophyceae; Pelagomonadales; Pelagomonadaceae
Source: the annotation of a GenBank genome assembly